UCUUGCGCGCCGGAAGCGGAAGCGCCGAGUCUCCAUGGCGGCGGCGGCAGCGGCGGCGGCGGGGCCGGUGCUCUGGAGGCGACUGCUGGGCCUGCUGCCCGGCCGCCCCGGGCUGGCCGCGCUCCUGGGGCGCCUGUCCGACCGCCUGGGCAGGAACCGGGACCGCCGGCGCAGGAGGUCACCAUGGCUGCUGUUGGCUCCUUUGCUGUCCCCAACGGUCCCCCAGGUCACCUCCCCUCCUUGCUGCCUGUGUCCAGAGAGUGUGCACAGGUUCCAGUGGAUCCGGAACCUGGUCCCAGAGUUUGGGGUCUGCAGCUCGCACGUCAGGGUGCUUUCCUCCCCGGCGGAAUUUUUUGAGCUCAUGAAGGGCCAGAUAAAAGUGGCGAAGAGACGGGUCGUGAUGGCGUCUCUCUACCUGGGGACGGGUCCUCUGGAACAGGAACUGGUAGAUUGCCUGGAAAGCACUCUAGAAAAGUCACUCCAAGCAAAGUUUCCUUCAGACCUCAAGGUGUCCAUUCUCUUGGACUUUACACGGGGCUCAAGAGGUAGGAAGAACUCACGUACGAUGCUGCUCCCGCUGCUGCAGAGAUUUCCAGAGCAGGUUCGCGUCUCCCUCUUCCACACGCCUAACCUCCGUGGGCUUCUCCGGCUCCUGAUCCCCGAGCGCUUCAAUGAGACUAUCGGCCUGCAGCACAUUAAGGUGUACCUCUUUGACAACAACGUCAUCUUGAGUGGCGCAAACCUGAGCGACUCCUACUUCACCAACCGCCAGGACCGCUACGUGUUCUUGCAGGACUGCCCCGAGAUCGCAGACUUCUUCACAGAGCUGGUGGAUGCCGUGGGGGACGUGUCCCUGCAGUUGCAGGGGGAUGACACGGUGCAGGUGGUGGAAGGGAUGGUGCAUCCUUACAAAGGUGACCGGGCCGCAUACUGCAGGGCGGCCAACAAGAGGGUUAUGGAUGUGAUCCACUCAGCCAGGGCCCGCCAGCAAGUGCUGCACGCCCAGACCUUCCACGGCGACUCCCUCUUGACCCAGGAGGACGCGGCAGCUGCUGGUGACCGGAGGCCGGCCCCCGACACCUGGAUUUACCCGCUGAUCCAGAUGAAGCCCUUUGAGAUCCAGAUUGACGAGAUUGUCACCGAGACCCUGCUGACGGAGGCCGAGCGAGGCGCCAAGGUCUACCUCACCACUGGCUACUUCAACCUGACCCAGGCCUACAUGGACCUGGUCUUGGGCACGCGGGCCGAGUACCAGAUCCUGCUGGCCUCCCCGGAGGUGAACGGCUUCUUCGGGGCCAAGGGGGUGGCGGGUGCCAUCCCAGCCGCCUACGUGCACAUUGAGCGGCAAUUCUACGGCGAGGUGUGCAGCCUGGGGCAGCAGGAGCGGGUGCGGCUGCAGGAGUACUGGCGGAGGGGCUGGACGUUCCACGCCAAAGGCCUCUGGCUGUACCUGGCAGGGAGCAGCCUGCCCUGCCUCACGUUGAUUGGCUCUCCUAAUUUUGGGUACAGGUCAGUUCACCGGGACCUGGAGGCCCAGAUCGCCAUAGUGACGGAGAGCCGGGCCCUGCAGCAGCAGCUUCACCAGGAGCAGGAGCAGCUCUACCUGUGCUCAGGCGUGGUAUCGUCUGCCACCUUCGAGCAGCCGAGUCGGCAGGUGAAGCUGUGGGUAAAGAUGGUGACCCCGCUGAUCAAGAACUUCUUCUGAGGACGGACAGGAAUGGCCUUGAUGAAGACGACGGGCAUGGCUGGCGUCAGCUCCUUCAGCCUUGCUUCGGCGAGGACUCCGGUCUGGGUGUCCCAGCGAGCUCCUGCAGGACAGAGCAGCGAGGUCAGGGGGGCCCGUGGGGUCGUG
Molecule: messenger RNA, 1852 nt
Organism: Acinonyx jubatus (cheetah)
Lineage: Eukaryota; Metazoa; Chordata; Mammalia; Carnivora; Felidae
Gene: PGS1
Product: phosphatidylglycerophosphate synthase 1
Exons: 10
Coding region: 35-1705 (556 amino acids)
Biological process (GO): cardiolipin biosynthetic process
Cellular component (GO): mitochondrion
Molecular function (GO): CDP-diacylglycerol-glycerol-3-phosphate 3-phosphatidyltransferase activity
Source: RefSeq, a predicted model, not a curated record